Messenger RNA from Glycine soja, 3663 nucleotides. RefSeq names its product phospholipase D gamma 1-like. Gene Ontology annotation, biological process: phospholipid catabolic process. The coding region runs from base 346 to 3474 and encodes 1042 amino acids. The transcript has 10 exons. Gene Ontology annotation, molecular function: D-type glycerophospholipase activity. Lineage: Eukaryota; Viridiplantae; Streptophyta; Magnoliopsida; Fabales; Fabaceae. Gene Ontology annotation, cellular component: plasma membrane. The record is from RefSeq and is a predicted model, not a curated record.
GAGCUGCAAUUGCAAUGCAUCUUCAACUUCUUCUUCGUUGAACCUUCCAAAUCAUAAACCUUUCCCUCUCUUACCUCGCAAAUUUCUUCUCUUUCAUACAAGUUCCUUCUUUUUAUUGGUAUUAUUACCAUCAUCAAUCUCCAAAGUUUUCCAUCAAAUUUUCACGCGAUUAGUUUCAAUUCAGCACAUUUAUUUUUCCUCUAUGUUUCAUUCUGCCGUGUGCUAUCAAUACCCUUUGUGUCAAUUCCAUCUGGGGUGUGGCCCUUUUGCAUGAAAGAUCAAAUCUUGAAGUUCAACUGAUAAAUAAUCCAAUUCAAUUCUGAGUUGUUGUUGUUGCUUUGAUCAAUGGACAAUUAUGGUUCUUCACAACAUCCAUAUGGGUAUCCCAACCCUUAUUCAUACCCUCCUCAUGAUCCAUAUGCUCAACCACCAUAUCCAUAUCCAUAUCCAUAUCCACAUCCAACAAACCCUCCUCAUAAUAACAACUCAAACUACCCAUACCCCCCACCUCCUCCACCACCACACUCCUCAUCCCCUUAUUCUAGCCCCAUAAACUAUUCCUCAUACCCUCCUCCUCCUCCUCCUCCUCCUCCUCCAUCUACCUCAUCACAUGGCUCCUUUGACUAUCCUAUGCCUCAGCCACCUCACACUUAUCCUUACCCUCACCGAGUCCCUCCAGAAUGGAGUGUCACAACAGGAGGUGGAGUGUCUCACUCUCACGCUAGUGAUAGUUAUAACCCUCCUCACUCUGCUGCUUACCCUACUUUGGAUGAUCUCAUGAGCAAUGAUAGGUUGUCAGAUAAUAAUAACCUCCCAAGUGCACCUCCCUUGACACAUUCCCCACCAAUUCUAUAUCUUGAUAGGAGGGAUGAGUUUUAUGGUUAUUCUAGCUACUCCUCCUCAAGUUUGGAUCAGGGGGAUCCUUCUAGGCUCUCAGAUAAUAAUGAUGACUCAGUGAAUAGUGAGAGUUUGCAGAUUGUGCCGGCUCAGCACAAAGGAUCUCUGAGGGUUUUGCUCCUCCAUGGGAAUUUAGAUAUUUGGGUUCAUGGAGCCAAAAACCUUCCAAACAUGGACAUGUUCCACAAGACGUUGGAGGACAUGAUUGGUAGAUUCCCCGGUACUGUUGCGAGCAACAAGAUUGAAGGAACGGUAAGCCGGAAGAUUACUAGUGAUCCUUAUGUGACAAUUUCUGUGUCAAAUGCUGUAAUUGGUAGGACUUUUGUGAUUAGCAAUAGUGAGAAUCCUGUGUGGGAGCAACAUUUCUAUGUUCCUGUUGCACACCAUGCUGCUGAAGUUCAUUUUGUUGUGAAGGACAGUGAUGUGGUGGGUUCACAGCUCAUUGGCGUUGUGGCAAUUCCUGUGGAAAAAAUAUACUCAGGGCAAAAGGUACAAGGGACCUACCCUAUCCUGAACAGCAAUGGUAAGCCUUGUAAGCCAGGUGCUGUUUUGAUGGUAUCCAUUCAGUACAUUCCAAUGCAUACACUUAUCAUGUAUUACCAAGGAGUUGGAGCUGGUCCUGACUACAUUGGGGUUCCUGGCACAUAUUUUCCAUUGAGGAAAGGUGGAACAGUUACUCUAUACCAAGAUGCUCAUGUUCCAGAUGGUUGCCUCCCUAAUGUUGUGCUUGAUAAUGGUGUGUAUUAUGCUCAUGGAAAGUGUUGGCUUGACAUCUUUGACGCCAUAAAUCGAGCUAAGCGUUUGAUUUACAUUACGGGGUGGUCGGUGUGGCACAAAGUUAGGCUGGUAAGGGAUCCUGGAAAUCCAUCAAAGUUCACCCUGGGUGAUAUUCUGAGGUCUAAGUCAUCGGAGGGAGUAAGAGUGCUUCUCCUUAUUUGGGAUGACCCUACAUCAAGAAGCAUUCUAGGUUACAAAGUGGAUGGUGUGAUGGCAACUCAUGAUGAGGAAACUAGACGAUUUUUCAAGCACUCUUCUGUGCACGUGCUGCUUUGUCCUCGCAUUGCUGCAAAACGUCAUAGCUGGGCAAAACAAAAGGAAGUUGGAACAAUAUAUACACAUCAUCAGAAAACUGUAAUUGUGGAUGCUGAUGCCGGAAAUAACCAAAGAAAAAUAGUAGCAUUUGUUGGCGGACUUGAUUUGUGUGAUGGGCGAUAUGAUACUCCCCACCAUCCUCUGUUUAGGACGCUGCAGACACUGCAUAAGGAUGACUAUCACAACCCUACUUUCACGGGUAAUACUGGUGGUUGUCCACGGGAGCCAUGGCAUGACUUGCAUUCUAAAAUUGAUGGUCCAGCAGCUUACGACAUUUUGAAAAACUUUGAGGAGCGCUGGUUAAGAGCCGCAAAACCAAAAGGGAUUCAAAAGUUGAGGAGUUCAUAUGAUGAUGCGUUGCUUAAGCUAGACAGAAUCGGAGAUAUUAUUAGUUCAUCUAAUGCUCCUAGUGUCGGUGAUGAUAAUCCUGAGUCAUGGCAUGUUCAGAUAUUCCGUUCAAUUGAUUCAAGUUCUGUCAAGGGGUUUCCAAAGGAGCCAAAAGAUGCAUCAAGCAUGAAUCUAGUAUGUGGGAAGAAUGUGCUGAUUGACAUGAGCAUACAUACAGCAUAUGUAAAGGCCAUUCGUGCUGCACAACAUUACAUUUAUAUAGAGAAUCAAUAUUUCAUUGGGUCUUCAUAUAAUUGGAGUCAACAUAAAGACCUUGGUGCUAAUAAUUUAAUUCCUAUGGAAAUUGCGCUGAAGAUUGCUGCAAAGAUAAGGGCAAAUGAGAGAUUUGCAGUGUACAUUGUUAUUCCAAUGUGGCCAGAGGGUGUUCCAACUGGUGCUGCCACCCAAAGAAUUCUAUUUUGGCAGCAUAAAACAAUGCAAAUGAUGUAUGAGACAAUUUACAAGGCUUUGGUUGAAGUUGGGCUUGAAACAGCAUUCUCUCCACAAGACUAUUUGAACUUUUUUUGUCUUGGCAAUAGGGAGGCCAUAGAUAUGUACGAGAAUAUCACUGUGUCUGGAACUCCUCCGCCAGCAAAUAGUCCACAAGCAUUUAGUAGAAACAAUCGCCGUUUCAUGAUUUAUGUUCAUUCAAAAGGCAUGAUAGUUGAUGAUGAAUAUGUCAUAUUGGGGUCUGCAAACAUCAACCAGCGCUCUAUGGAAGGAACAAGGGACACCGAGAUUGCAAUGGGUGCGUACCAACCUCAUCAUACCUGGGCAAGAAGCCAGUAUCAUCCUCGUGGGCAAAUCCAUGGAUAUAGGAUGUCACUUUGGGCUGAACAUACGGGUACGAUUGAAGACUGCUUCUUACAACCAGAGAGCCUUGAAUGUGUUAGUAGGAUUAGAACAAUGGGUGAGCUGAACUGGAAGCAAUUUGCAUCAAAUGAUGUAACAGAAAUGACAGGGCAUCUGCUCAAGUACCCGGUAGAAGUCGAUCGAAAGGGUAAGGUAAGAUCCCUCCCGGGCCACGAAGAGUUUCCGGAUGUGGGAGGAAAGAUUGUAGGAUCAUUCAUUGCCAUUCAGGAGAAUCUAACCAUUUGAUUACUUUUUUACAUUCACGUUGCUGGCCAUUAGGAUAGGAAUAGGAUGAAUGUAAAUCACUGGUGUGCAUGUAACUUAAUUAAAUGAUAACUUUUUUUUGGGCCAAUCAUCAUUCAUAUAAAUAAUCACACACGUUAACAUUUAACAUUUUCUGGUGAACAAUCUACACAAGAGAAAUCACUUUGGUGA